GAGCCUGAUUCCCGUCUCUUUCUCUCCGCUCGGCUCGUUGCUCUCCCGCAGACUGUGUGGCUACAAAGGGCUCACCGAGCUACUAACUUCUUUUUACACUGUUUCAUUCGCGCGUACGAGCCAAAAGUUGGCGACAGAUGGCUCAGAUGACUCCCACCGGUUUAGGACGUGAUGCGGUUUUAAAAUCGGGCCUUACAUUCGUGUAAGUUUUUUCCUCCAACUUCAAACAAAUCGACGACGGAGCAAGUUGCAACCGACAUAAAGGAAUCCGGAUCUGCUCCUACAAAGGUCAAAGUCAAGAUGUCGGUCAGCAGCCACGAGAACAGAAAAUCUCGCUCUAGUUCUGGCUCCAUGAACAUCCAACUAUUCCACAAGACUUCGCAUGCCGACAGCCUGUUGACUCAACUCAAUCUGCUGCGCAAGCGAAAAGUCUUCACGGAUGUCGUGCUGAAGGCCGGCAACCGCUCCUUCCCCUGCCACCGGGCCGUCCUGGCCUCCUGCAGCCGCUACUUUGAGGCCAUGUUCAGCGGCGGGCUAAGGGAGAGCCACGAUAACGACGUCAACUUCCACGACUCUCUCCACCCGGAGGUGCUGGAGCUCUUGCUGGACUACGCCUAUUCAGCCAGAGUCAUCAUCAACGAGGAAAACGCAGAGUCGCUCCUGGAGGCAGGGGACAUGCUCCAGUUUCACGACAUCAGGGACGCUGCAGCAGAGUUUCUAGAAAAGAACCUCCACCAGUCCAACUGUCUGGGGAUGAUGCUGCUGUCGGACGCCCACCAGUGCCACAGACUGUACGAGCUGUCGUGGAGGAUGUGCCUGGCAAACUUUGCGACUCUCUUCAGGACCGAAGACUUCCUCAGCUUGCCCAGAGACAAAGUCCAAGAGUUGAUCCUCAGCGAGGAGCUGGAGGUGGAGGAUGAGAGUCUGGUGUACGAGGCCGUUAUCGACUGGGUGAAAGCGGACAUGGAGCGGAGGCACAGCGAGCUGCCCGAACUGCUGCGCUGCGUCCGUCUGGCUCUGCUGCCUGAAUCAUACCUCCUCAAGAACGUUGCUUCAGAGGAGCUGGUGAUGUGCCACAAGGUGGGCCGGGAGAUCGUUGAAGACGCCGUAAGUUGUAAGAUGAGGAUCCUCCAGAAUGAUGGGAUCGUCACGGGGUUCUGUGCAAGGCCAAGGAAAGUCAGCCAAGCCCUGCUGCUGCUGGGAGGGCAGACCUUCAUGUGUGAUAAAGUCUACAUGAUCGAUAACAAGACCAAGGAGAUCACCCCGAAAACAGACAUCCCCAGCCCUAGGAAAGAGUGCAGUGCCUGUGCUAUUGGUUGUAAGGUUUAUGUUACUGGAGGACGUGGCUCUGAGAACGGAGCCUCCAAAGAUGUCUGGGUCUACGACACUUUACAUGACGAGUGGUCCAAAGCGGCGCAGAUGUUGGUGGCCAGAUUUGGACACGGCUCUGCAGAGCUCGACCACAUGCUGUAUGUAGUGGGAGGACACACUUCUCUGGCCGGAUCAUUCCCUGCCUCUCCGUCUGUGUCUCUCAAACAAGUGGAACAGUACGACCCUCAAACCAAUAAAUGGACCCUGGUGGCUCCGCUCCGAGAAGGUGUGAGCAAUGCUGCCGUUGUGGGCGCCAAAAACAAACUCUUUGCCUUUGGGGGAACCAGCGUGAACAGAGACAAGUAUCCCAAGGUGCAGUGCUUUGACCCCUGUCAGAAUCGGUGGUCGGUACCGGCCGCUUGUCCACAGCUGUGGCGGUACACGGCAGCAGCAGUGGUUGGGAACCACGUCGUUGUGAUUGGUGGCGACACAGAAUUCUCUGCCAGCUCUGCGUAUCGGUUCAACAGCGAGACUUACCAGUGGUCAAAGUUUGGUGACGUGACAGCCAAGCGGAUCAGCUGUCAUGCAGUGGCAUCUGGAAACAGACUAUAUGUGGUCGGAGGGUACUUUGGGGCGCAGAGGUGUAAGACACUAGACUGUUAUGACCCAUCGUCAGACUCCUGGGACAGUGUGACCAGUGUACCCUACUCACUCAUUCCUACUGCCUUCGUCAGCACAUGGAAGUACCUCCCUGCGUAGAGACACCCUGACUCUGUGAAGUUUGUCGAUGAGCCGUGGCGUCUGGUAUGCAGGCAUGUGUCUCCCUUCACUGGCUCGGAGGAAGAGGAAGGGGUUUGUGUAUUCUCGGGCUCCAUCCAGCCCGAUUCACAUUAUCUUCAGCCGCAGAGGAGCGAAGGCCUGGAAACAGCCCAGAGACUGGGAGUCUGCGGCCUCUUUCCACCUGAUCUGUUUACUCGUACUUCUUGUGUAACUUUCCCAUGUGGUCCCCCAAGUCUGACUCGUUGCCAUGUAUACAGCAGGGACCUCAUAAUGGCCUCAGUAGAACAUCACAGCCACCUCUGCAAGCUUCCCUCUUUCCACCUCCUUGGCUAAAUAAGCUACUGUUCCAUCCCUGCACUGCUCCACAGACUCAGCCCGCCGUGUCAGCAGCACAUUACCAGUUGAAGUGACGUGGUGUUCUACAGUGAACGUAAAGUGAAGCUGUCGGCUGUUGUGGUGGUUUCUCUCCCCUCCUGACACUGGGCGUUUACUCAGGUGUCGGUUCUUUGGACUGAAUCAGGCCUUUCACAUGCCAGGCGUGUGGAGAAGGAGAGAAGACAUUCGGGGAAGUGUAUGAUUUUGUGCACAGCAACUAUCUUCCGGUCUGUAUUUAUAGACUUUUGGACUUGGGCUUCCCUCAAUUUUGGUGAGCUAAAUUUGCAUCUUCCUCCUCGGCUAAAAAUACAAGAGAGAGUGUGUUCCAUCAAGGCUGAAGGAGACACUCUUCUGUUGGAGAUGUUAUUUCACACUAUGGUUUCUGUCAUAUUUUUGUGUUUUUGUGUCUCAGGGUUGUGUAUAUUUUUGCCUGUACUUGUUGAAAGAAGGGUUACAUCAUUGUUGUCUGUUCUGAAAAUGUUUUUUGUUUUGUUUUCUGUGAAUGUACUAUUUUUGUGACAAACUAUUUUACAGAACUCUCUUUCAUUUUUAGUAAAUGUUCCAAGUAAAAAAGUAUGAUUAUGCUUAAUAGCAGUGGUCAUAUUGAAAACAUACACGUUGCCAAAACCUUACUAGCUAACCUUAGUGGUGGUGAGGAUUUAAAUAAGAUAAUUGUUUUCCAAGUAGUGAGAUUUGUAACUUUUAAUUUCAUGUCAUUUUUAAAUCUCUUUAGUUGAAGUCUUUUUUGUGUGUAUAGUUUGUAUAUUUGCUCUGUAAUUAACUCGUAGAAGCCUUUGAUUUGCACAGUCUGUACAAAGAAAACUUCAUGGUCUUAAUUUUGUAUCUUAGCCCAGCCUGGGUAGUGUGAAUAAUCAAAGCCUUUUUGUAGCAAAUAACCAAGUCGCUUGUCAUUUGACGUUUCAUUUAUUCUUGUGCAAGUCUCCCAGUAUAUCACCGUAGACAUCAGAUACACUGAUUCUCCAUCUGUUACUUCUUGUUCCACGUCAGUAAAUGUCAUCUUGGUGAAAAACACA
This is a messenger RNA of Mugil cephalus (flathead mullet), 3500 nucleotides long. RefSeq names its product ectodermal-neural cortex 3 (gene enc3). NCBI's taxonomy places the organism in Eukaryota, Metazoa, Chordata, Actinopteri, Mugiliformes, Mugilidae. The coding region runs from base 301 to 2070 and encodes 589 amino acids. The transcript is spliced from 4 exons. Gene Ontology annotation, molecular function: protein binding. The record is from RefSeq and is a predicted model, not a curated record.